This is a messenger RNA of Trichoderma reesei QM6a, 366 nucleotides long. RefSeq lists its product as uncharacterized. The record is from RefSeq and is a predicted model, not a curated record. The transcript has 8 exons. The coding region runs from base 1 to 366 and encodes 121 amino acids. Lineage: Eukaryota; Fungi; Ascomycota; Sordariomycetes; Hypocreales; Hypocreaceae.
AUGCCCCCUAUCUUAACUAUAUCUUAUAUUAUAAUGGUUUAUACUAUAGCUAAAAGGACACCCUUAAGCUAUAAGUAUAAUAAUAUAUAUAGUAUACUAGCAGUUAUUUUAAAGGGCGCUGAAUAUUAUAAUUAUAAAAUCAGCCCUGCUGCUGCUACCUCUGCUGCCACCUCUGCUGCUACCUCUGCUGCCACCUCUGCUGCCACCUCUGCUACUGCCUCUGCUGCUGCUACCUCUACUACUGCCUCUACUGCUGCCACCUCUGCUACUGCCUCUGCUGCUGUCUCUGCUGCUGCUGCUGUCUCUGCUACUGCUGCUGUCUCUACUGCUACUGCAGGCACGCUCCUUAAUUCUAGAGAUUCUUAA